This is a messenger RNA of Rubroshorea leprosula, 2840 nucleotides long. Lineage: Eukaryota; Viridiplantae; Streptophyta; Magnoliopsida; Malvales; Dipterocarpaceae. The record is from the annotation of a GenBank genome assembly.
GCGUUUUUGUUGGCACCAUGGCGUAAUACCCACCUCAAUCACUAACCACCCAAAAAUUGAACAGUUCACCACCAAGUAAUCACCGGAAGCUCCUCAAAGACGACUUUUACACAUGGGUAAUGAUGUAUGAGGUUGAGUUUCAGCUACAUCUGUUUGUGCACAUAAACUGUUUCUGGAUAUGUCUGAACCACAGAGCAGCAUAUCGCAUGGCCGAUAUAUAAAUGGUGGACUUAGGGAAGUUCUGAAGAUACGGUCUUUUACAGGUUUUGGACAUGUCCACCAAGUUAUUGCAGAUAUUCUUAAAUCCUGUGCUGCUUUCAGGACCAUUGCAGUGGGGAGGGCUCUUCAUGGUUGUGUUGUAAAACUGGGUCUCUUGUCUUGCCAGUCUUUGUCCAAAGCACUGCUUAACAUGUAUGCUAAAUGUGGAGCUCAGGGUGAUUGCCUGGAGCUAUUUGGUCAAAUGGGCACUUCUGAUCCUGUUGUUUGGAACAUUGUCUUGUCUGGGCUUGCUGGUUCUAAGUUUUAUGAUGGAAAGGUAAUUGGGUUGUUUAAUGCAAUGCAUGUUGCUAAUGGAGCUAAACCAACUCCUGUCACCUUUGCAAUUCUUCUUCCAGUGUGUGUUCGGUUAGGAGAUUUAAAUGGAGGGAAGAGGGCGCAUUCCUAUGUGAUUAAAUCUGGAUUAGGAACUCAUACGCUUGUUGGAAAUGCAUUGGUUUCUUUCUAUGCAAAAUGUGGGUCUGUCUUGGGGGAUGCAUAUGCUGCUUUCAAUGGAAUCAGUGAUAAAGAUGUUGUUUCAUGGAAUGCCAUCAUUGCUGGGUUUUCAGAGAAUGUGUUCAUGGAUUUUGCAUUUAGAUUGUUCAAGGGGAUGCUGAAAGGACAAGUGGAACCAAAUUCUGUGACCAUUAUGAAUAUUCUACCUGUUUGUGCUUCUUUGGAUAAGGAAUUUUCCUAUCUCCUUGGCAAAGAGAUCCACUGUUGUAUUUUAAGGAGGGCUGAGUUAGGUGAAAAUGUUAAUGUCUGUAAUGCUUUGGUUAGUUUCUACUUAAGAAUUGGACGGAAGGAAGAUGCUGAUUCAGUUUUCCAAAGGAUGGAAUCAAGAGAUUUGGUCUCAUGGAACACUAUCAUUGCUGGAUACGCAUCAACUGGUGAGUGGCUGAAAGCAGUGGAUUUUUUUCAUGAAUUACUUUCUACAGAAAUCAUUGAUCCAGGUUCUGUGACUCUAAUCAGUGUUCUUCCUGCCUGUGCACAGCUUCAGAACUUGUAUCUGGGCAAAGCAAUCCAUGGUUAUGUUCUCCGACAUCCUUGCCUAUAUGAGGAUACAAAUGUGGGGAAUACUCUUGUUAGUUUCUAUACAAAAUGCAAUGAUAUCAAAGCAGCAUAUCAAACAUUUCUGAUGAUAACUAGGCGAGACUUGAUAUCAUGGAAUUGUGUGCUUGGUGCUUUUUCAGAGAAUGCCUAUAGGACUCAGUUUCAGGAGCUCUUAAGAUUGAUGUUUAAAGAAGGAAUUAGACCUGACUCCAUCACCAUCUUAACAAUAAUUCAACACUGUGUUACCUUUUCAAGACUGGAAAAGGUUAAAGAGACCCAUAGCUAUGCUAUCAAGGCUGGUUUUCUAAUGGUUGAUUCUGAACCUACUACUGCAAAUGCAAUACUUGAUGCAUAUUCCAAAUGUGGAGACAUGGAAUAUGCAUUUAGGAUUUUUCAGAGUUUAGCAGAGCAGAGAAACCUGAUUACAUUCAAUUCAAUGAUCUCAGGAUAUGUGAAUUCUGGAUUACAUGAUGAUGCUAUUGUGAUUUUCAAUACUAUGUCUGAUAGAGAUCUCACUACUUGGAAUUUGAUGAUCCAAGCUUAUGCUGAAAAAGAUUGCCCAGAACAAGCUUUCAGUCUUUUCCGUGAAUUACAGGCUCAAGGAAUGAAACCUGAUGCAGUGACUAUCAUGAGCCUCCUUCCAGUUUGUGCUCCUAUGGCUUCCUUUCAGCUGUUGAGGCAGUGCCAUGGAUACAUGAUACGAGUGUCUUUUGAUGAUGCUCGCUUGUGUGCAGCUAUUUUGGAUGUGUAUGCAAAAUGUGGCAGUAUUGAAAGUGCUCAUAGGCUCUUUCAAUCAAAUUUCCACAAUGAUCUGGUUAUGUCUACUUCCAUGGUUGGUGGGUACGCCAUGCAUGGUAUGGGGAAGGAAGCACUCAGGCUUUUCUCUUAUAUGCUCGAGUUGGGUAUGAAGCCUGAUCAUGUUAUCAUUACUGCUGUCUUAUCUGCCUGUGCUCAUGCUGGUCUUGUUGAUGAAGGGUUGAACAUAUUUUACUCAAUAGAGAAUGUUCAUGGGAUGAAACCAACUAUGGAACAGUAUUCCUGUGUAGUGGAUCUCUUAGCUCGAGGGGGCCGAAUAAGUGAUGCAUAUUCUUUAGUCACCAGGUUGCCCUUUGAACCAAAUGCAAGCGUAUGGGGGAGCUUACUAGGUGCCUGUAGGACCCAUCAUGAGGUCGAAUUAGGCCGUCUUGUGGCAGAUCGCCUUUUUGAGAUUGAAGCCAGCAACUUAGGGAACUAUGUGGUGAUGUCAAAUUUAUAUGCAGCUGAUGCUAGAUGGGAUGGGGUCAUGGAGAUGAGAAAACUGAUGAAGACGAAAGAUUUCAUAAAGCCUGCUGGAUGCAGCUGGAUUGAAGUGGAGAGGAGGAAGAAUGUCUUCAUAGCUGGAGACUGUUCUCACCCUCAAAGGAGCAGUAUUUACCAUAUGUUACAUAACUUGGAUCAACAAAUCAAACAACCAUUUUUGUUUGACAAAAUUGGCAUUUUGCAGGCGGCAUUAGACUGCUGAAAGCAAACACAAAUAAACUCUCAGAGCUUCA